CCCCGGCGGGCCAAAAUGGCGCUGGCUGCGGGGCGGCUCGGGGCGCGCGCUCUGCUCCGUCCAGGGGCCCUGCUCCGGGGCGCGGCCCUCGGGCGCACGAGGCGCGCGGCGGGCAGCGGGGACGGCGCGCGGCGCCAGGCGAGCCAGCGGGUGCUGAUGGAGGCGGACGCGGGCGCAGGGGUGGCCGUGCUGAGACUGAGGAACCCCCCAGUCAACAGCCUCAGCCUGGAGCUGCUGACGGAGCUGCUCAUCAGCCUGGAGAAGCUGGAGAAUGACAAGACCCUCCGCGGCAUCAUCAUCACCUCGGACUGCCCCGGUGUCUUCUCAGCCGGCCUGGACCUGCUGGAGAUCUGCGGGCGGAACCCGGCGCAUUACGCCGAGUACUGGAAGGCUGUGCAGGAGCUGUGGCUGCGGUUCUACCUCUCCAACAUGGUUCUGGUGGCCGCCAUCAACGGUGCCUGCCCAGCCGGCGGCUGCAUCAUCUCCCUGAGCUGCGACCACCGUGUCCUGGCCGACAACCCCAAGUACACCAUCGGCCUGAACGAGACCCUGCUGGGCAUGAUCGCUCCCUUCUGGUUUAAGGACACACUAGUGAACACCAUCGGGCACCGGGCAGCGGAGCGUGCCCUGCAGCUGGGGCUGCUCCUGCCACCGGCAGAGGCCCUCCAGGUGGGCCUGGUAGACCAGGUGGUACCCGAGGAGCAGGUGCAGGCCGCCGCUCUCUCCGAGAUGGCACGCUGGAUGGCCAUCCCAGACCACGCUCGCCAGCUCACCAAGGCCAUGAUGCGGAAGCCGACCGCCGAGCAGCUGCUGAAGCAGCGGGAGGCUGACCUUCAGCACUUCGUCGACUUCAUCUCCAGGGACUCCAUCCAGAAGGGGCUGCAGGGGUACUUGCAGAAGCUGAGGCAGAGGAAGGGCUGAGGCCGCACCGCCUCGGGGGCAGACCCGGCUCCUGCCAGGGCCACCCACGAGAGCUUUUUCUGCGCAGCAGGAUGAGGAGCUGGAAGGCCCUGGAAUGACGAGGCCACCUGGCCAGGGUGAGAGCCCUAAGCUGCAGGCAGCCACUCGGGACCGUGGCACCGGCUCCACUGAGCACGCUGCAGAGUCAGGAAUAAAGCCCUUGGGUUGCCUCUCC
This is a messenger RNA of Choloepus didactylus (southern two-toed sloth), 1135 nucleotides long. It is a transcript of the gene ECI1, whose product is annotated as enoyl-CoA delta isomerase 1. NCBI's taxonomy places the organism in Eukaryota, Metazoa, Chordata, Mammalia, Pilosa, Megalonychidae. The record is from RefSeq and is a predicted model, not a curated record. Gene Ontology annotation, biological process: fatty acid beta-oxidation. Gene Ontology annotation, molecular function: enoyl-CoA hydratase activity. Gene Ontology annotation, cellular component: mitochondrion.